Molecule: messenger RNA, 3737 nt
Organism: Botrytis deweyae
Lineage: Eukaryota; Fungi; Ascomycota; Leotiomycetes; Helotiales; Sclerotiniaceae
Exons: 8
Coding region: 804-3131 (775 amino acids)
Biological process (GO): positive regulation of transcription from RNA polymerase II promoter by galactose
Cellular component (GO): nucleus
Molecular function (GO): RNA polymerase II cis-regulatory region sequence-specific DNA binding; DNA-binding transcription factor activity, RNA polymerase II-specific; zinc ion binding
Source: RefSeq, a predicted model, not a curated record
CACCUGCCGAGGAAGCUUCUUUCAAUUAUGAACAUGAUCAUGAUCAUGACUAUGACCUACCUACCUACUGGUGAAAUAUGAAUGGAAGGGGAUGGAGGAAUGAAUUUCUUGAUGCAACUGCAACUGCAACCACAACAUCGAAGAUCAACGAUUCAAGAAUUCAAGAAUUCAAGGUUCUCCAAUUCUCCGAAGUGUUUUAUUGUGAUGUAGUACAAGCAAGGUAUUUGUGAAACAACAUCUUGAGUUGCACCUCUAUCACGGAAGAGGGCGAGAGAGAAGAUAGACAAAAGCAAAGAAACAUCAUUGAAGAUACGGAUACCGGACCUCAUCUCAUUCUGGAAAUCGUUUCGAUAUUUGAGUCGAAAGUCAAACGCUAACAACUCCUCCUCGAGGGUUAUCCGAAAGUUCCGCUUCAAUUCAAUUCGAUAUUGUUAUUGCUUCUUGCUUCACUCACGGUCCUGUGGGACUUUUGGCUAUAUGGAUGGAUGGAACAUUGAAUUGAAUGUCAAACAUUGAAUGAACAUAUUUACCCCAUCGGAGGUUAUUAUCACCGAGCUUACUUUCUAUCUUUGUACGAUACAGCUUCUCGGACAACAGUUCUUCCAUCACCGAAAAUUUCCAUAUUCAUCAUACCAUCCAAAGUUACAAUCUACAACUUCCGAUUGUUGUACAGUGAGCAUCUGCUUGUUUACUGUUCUGCAAACUAAUUAAUUGGAGUCGCAUACUUCUUCUCCAUCAAGAAUCCUUUCAAGAAACUAAUCAACGUUCCUUCCUUUUGCGCCGAUGAAGUCAAAGUGAAAAAGAUGAACCAUAACGACGCGCCAACAAUGCAAUCCUAUCCAUCUCCUAACGCGACUGCUGCUGAUAGUAGUGGUGGACCUUUCUAUGGACCAAAUUCCUCGAAUCCACAUCCCAAUCAACAUCAGCAACAUCUACCCACUCCCGAUGAGCUGCAACUUGCAGAGCAAUUAUCCGCCGAUGCUCAAUUAUCACGUAGUAUACAGCCAAACAUGGGAACCAAUCGUGGAAUGAGCGAAAAUCCAGAUUCUCGAGGUCAAGGAAAUGUCAACAUGAACCAUCAAUACCAACCAGAUCAUCAAAUGCAUGGAGGUCAUACACCUAUGAAUCAUGGACUUAUGGAAGUGGGUCCUCAAUAUGAGGAUGAUUCAAUAUCUCCAGCUGGAAGAAAGAGAUCAAAGGUAUCAAGAGCUUGUGAUGAGUGUCGGAGAAAGAAAAUCAGAUGCAAUGCCAAUGAACCAGGAAAUGAAGAUAUAUGCUCAAACUGUAAAAGAGUCGGUGUUCAUUGUCAAUUUAGCAGGCAACCUAUGAAACGUGGACCAAGUAAAGGCUACAUUAAAGAGCUUGCUGAUCGGAUCAAUACAUUGGAAGGUCAAGUGCAAGGAAGUGAGAUGCCUCAAUAUCAACAGUCACAAGAUAUUUUACAAAGAAGACCUUCCGAAGAGUUUUCUCCGACUCCGAACCCUGAGCAACUUCCCCGCAAGCGCGGUUAUUCUUCAAUUUCCGGGGUCGGCGAAUUUAAUUCUCCGUAUCAGAAUCAACCACAGAGGUCAGCUUCCAAUUGGAUCCCUCAAGAACAGCCGCGUUCUUCAAUUCCAAAUUCAUCAUAUCCUACCGGUGCAUCACUACCUGGUACCACUCAACUACCUACCAGAGAGCAGAACUACUCGCCAAACAUGACAGUACCUCAGCAGAAGUGGGUGAACGCGCCUGUUGUUAGUGGUUCUGUUGAAGCAGUAAAUCAUACCUCCCAACCUCACACUGAAGAUCCUGUGGACUAUAUUGACGAUUCUCUUCUUGAAAAUUAUUACAAAUUCAUACACCCAACUUAUCCUAUACUAUCCCUCACCAAAGCCAGGUUAAUUUCUCGGCUUUCUGCUUGUCCUGCUCCUGUCAGGCAUGCUUUUUGGGAGGCGCUAUAUGCUGCAAUCAGAUCAUUUCCAACCGCAGUUCCCCUCAAGCCACGAGGUAUCACAAACGCUGUCAGACUCAUUCACACAGUUCAAUAUGAUUCGCAAACCAUCCGUUCCCCUACUACUAUGAUCGCAUAUCUUCAAAUAAUGAUGCUGCUUUCAAUUGAAGCCAACAAUCUCCCUUGUGACAUUCAGGACGGUCAAAUUAUUCAGUUACCAUCUGUUUGGUUGAGCACUGCUGUUGGCUUCGCAUAUUCUACGAAAUUGCACGCACACAAACCAAUUGACAAAUCGAACAAUGAUCCGGAUUCUGAUGACAAGCAUGCGAGGCGAGUUUGGUUCAGCUUGGUCAUUAUGGAGAGAUGGAAUGCUGCAGUGAGAGCUUGUCCAAUACAAAUUCCAGAUUCGGUUGCACAAAUUUAUCCUGAUGAUCGAGCUAUAUUGGGUGAAGUUACAUACCAUUUAGUUCGUAUCGCCGUCGUUAUUGGAAACUACACAGAGGUGAAUCUUGCUACAAAUGACUUGCCGCCGCUCGCAGUUCAUCGUGGACUUCACUCUCGACUCCUCAAAACCCAACUCGAACUCGUACGUCAUGAGUUGAGUAAUUCUGGUAUCACACCGAUCGAAUCUCCCGUUCUUCAUAUCAAUUAUUGGUGUGCUUAUCUCCUUAUACUACUUCUUCAAGGGCCACAAGAAGACGCCGAUGAACAAAUGAGAGCUACUCAUUAUAUUAUCAGCCAACUUUCUUUCAAUCCAGACCUUAAAUCUCCUCUAGUAAAUUACUACAAAUGUUUCGCAGCUCUCGCACUUCCAAAUCUUCUUCAAAUUGAGAAUACAAAGAAAGAGGCAGAAACUACAUUGAAAACUAUGUUAGAUGGUCGGCUUGCAUCUUCGUCUUGGGAUAAAGUGACAAUGGAAUUCUUGAUCAAUCAUUUGGGACCGCAAAGAAGAGGAUCGAUUGGUUUGUCUCAAGGUCAAAGUCAAGGAGUGCAACAAGUUCCAAGUGCAGUGGUGAAUGCAAAAGUAGAUGACAAUCAACAUAUGAUUACGGCUGCAAAUCAAGGUCUUCAACGUUUGGCUGAUUUGGCAACAGCAGAGACGGAAGAUAGAGUAGAAGCUAGCAGUGGAGUUUCGACUGCGGAAACGGGGAAGAACGAUAAAGACGGAAGUUUCUCGAGUGGGGGGUUGAAUAAGGUAUAGGUGGUGUGUGAUUAGAAGAGAUUGAGGGGAGGGGUGGAAGAGGAUAAGGGGGAGAAUAUAUAAGAUUAAGAUGGUGUGUGAGAAGUGGGCAUGGUGCUUCAAGCAUUUAACAUGGAGUUAUUUGGGUGGAUGGAUUGAUGGAUAGGAUAGGAUAGGAUGGUGGUGUUUUGGGACAUUGUUAUGUAUCAUAGUAAGGUUUUGUUUGUGUAUACCCCCAUUUUGAAGUUCUAUUUUUCUGAAAUUUUGCGGAUGGGGUUUGAGAGGAGAGGAGAGGAGUUCGGGUUGGGGUGUGAUGUGGUGUAGUAUAUGGGGUGAGGUGUGUGGUGAUGGCACUUGGAGAUGGAGAGGGGAAAACAAAUUGGGACUGGACGCGUGUAUGCAUUUAUAGGCGUUAUUUUGGGGAUUUAGGAUGUUUAUUUGGUUUUGGUUUUCGGUUUUUGGUAUGAAGGGGGUGAGACUUGAAAUUAUUCGGGGGAUUUGAAAAGAUCGAAUUUGAAUGAGUGGAGAGCAAGAAGAGAGGAGGGGAAGAAAGUGGUAUGGGGGUUGUAGAAUGGAUAUAUCUGUUUGUGUAUUUGAGUGUUUGAGUAGAAUGCAUUGAUGAAUUGA